AUGCAAAUUUUCGUCAAGACCUUAACCGGUAAGACCAUCACCCUCGAGGUGGAGUCUUCCGAUACCAUCGACAACGUCAAGUCCAAGAUCCAGGACAAGGAAGGAAUUCCUCCAGACCAACAACGUUUGAUUUUUGCUGGUAAGCAGUUGGAAGAUGGUAGAACCCUUUCUGACUACAACAUCCAGAAGGAAUCGACUUUGCACUUGGUGUUGAGAUUGAGAGGUGGUGGUAAGAAGAGAAAGAAGAAGGUCUACACCACCCCAAAGAAGAUCAAGCACAAGCACAGAAAGCACAAGUUGGCUGUGUUGACCUACUACAAGGUUGACAACGACGGAAAGGUCGAGAGAUUGAGAAGAGAGUGUCCAUCUAUCACCUGUGGUGCUGGUAUCUUCAUGGCUGACAUGAAGGACAGACAAUACUGUGGUAAGUGUCACACCACCUUCAAGUCCGCUUAA
Meyerozyma guilliermondii ATCC 6260 is the source of this 456-nucleotide messenger RNA. RefSeq names its product ubiquitin-ribosomal 40S subunit protein S31 fusion protein (gene UBI3). Gene Ontology annotation, biological process: translation; protein ubiquitination; modification-dependent protein catabolic process. NCBI's taxonomy places the organism in Eukaryota, Fungi, Ascomycota, Pichiomycetes, Serinales, Debaryomycetaceae. The coding region runs from base 1 to 456 and encodes 151 amino acids. The record is from RefSeq and is a predicted model, not a curated record. Gene Ontology annotation, molecular function: ubiquitin protein ligase binding; protein tag activity; structural constituent of ribosome. The transcript has a single exon. Gene Ontology annotation, cellular component: cytoplasm; ribosome; nucleus.